Messenger RNA from Pimephales promelas (fathead minnow), 3158 nucleotides. Lineage: Eukaryota; Metazoa; Chordata; Actinopteri; Cypriniformes; Leuciscidae. The record is from RefSeq and is a predicted model, not a curated record.
CAGCAACACUGCGCAUGAGCGUGAAUACACUCGAGGGCAGGGGUCAAACAAGCCUAACCACCCAUCUCUACAAACAGAGCGUUGGAAUCAUCACAUCAGGCUAGGCUAGUUUCAGUUUCACUGGUGAAACAGCACUUUUUCCAUCACCGAAUCUGCUGUCAGUUCAGGCAAACAUUGUGGAAAUCUUGAUUGUCUCAAAUAUGCGCUGGUUUCGCAUUUAUUUACUUCUGUACGGUGUUUUAUGUGGUGCAGCAUAUAGAGAGCCAGUGUCUGUGAUGGAGGGAGAUUCAGUCACUCUAAAAUAUCAUACAGAAAGAAAAAAACAUGGAGAAAUGAUAUGGUAUUUUAAGAACAUUAGCAUUGCUGAAAUCACUGGAGAUCAGAGCAAGAUCUGUACAGAUGUUCAGUGUAAAGAGAGAUUCAGAGACAGACUGAAGCUGGAUCAUCAGACUGGAUCUCUGACCAUCAUGAACACCAGAACCACAGACUCUGGACUUUAUGACGUAUGGAUCUCCAGCAGAAUUCAUGGCACUGGAGAACCCUACUCUAUUGUUGUUCGUGGUUUGUCUGGUGUAGAUAAAGAUGCAGUGCCACUGAUGGAGGGAGAUUCAGUCACUCUAAAAACUGGUGUUCAAGCAAACCAACAAGAGAAGAUUAAAUGGUAUUUCAAUAACAUUCGUAUCGCUCAAAUCACUGUAGAUCACAGUUUUAUCUGUACAGAUGUUCAGUGUAAUAAAGGCACCGAGAGAUUCAGAGACAGACUGAAACUGGACAAAAAGACUGGAUCUCUGACCAUCACAAACACCAGAUCCACAGACUCUGGACUCUAUCAACUACAGAUCAUCAACAGCAGAAGCACCAUCAAGAAGAGGUUCAUUGCUACUGUCGCAAAUGUGUCUGGUGUUGAUACAGAUGAAGUGCCAGUGUCUGUUAUGGAGGGAGAUUCAGUCACUCUACACACUAACGUUCAAUCAAACCAACAAAAAAAUAUUGUAUGGUAUUUUAAUGACAUUGGCAUCACUCAAAUCAGUGGAGAUCUCAGUAAUAUCUGUACUGUUGAUCAGUGUAAAGAGAGAUUCAGAGACAGACUGAAGCUGGAUAAUCAGACUGGAUCUCUGACCAUCAUGAACAUCACAAACACACACUCUGGACUCUACAAACUAACCAUCAUCAGCAGCAGGACCAUCAUCAGGAAGAAAUUCCAAAUUUCUGUUCGUGAUGUUCUUGCUUCAGAACGAGAUAAAAUGAAGAGGAAGUCAGUGAAGGAGGGAGAGUCUGUCACUUUAGAUCCUGGUCAAGUACAAAAAACAAAUAAUUCGAUUAUGUGGUAUUUUAAUGACACUCUCAUCGCUGAAAACACUGGAGAUCAGAGUCAGAUCUGUACAGAUGAUCAGUGUAAAGAGAGAUUCAGAGAUAGACUGAAGCUGGUUCAUCAGACUGGAUCUCUGACCAUCACACACACCACAAACACACACUCUGGAGAAUAUCAACUAGAGAUCAGCAACAUCAGAUUCAGCAUCAUGAAGAACUUCAGUGUUACUGUCACUGCUGUUGUAGCAGGGACACAUGCUGUCGCUGUCCCCGUCGCUGUUGUUCUUAGUGUUCUGCUGCUUGCUGCUGCUGCUGCUGCUGCUGCUGUGAUUUACAGACGCCACGCAGACCACAGUGCAACAGCAUUGGGCAACAGUAUGGAUCCCCCUUCUAGGGGUGACUUACAGAUGGAUGGCGAUUCCUCUUAUCUGCCUGUGCCCGAGGCUGGCAUUGAGACACCAAGUAGAGACCACAGUAAUCAACAUUCUGAUCGACUCAUUUCUUCUUCUUCUUCUUCUUCUCCCUAACUCUCCUACUUUUCUAUAUGAACUUAGGAGAUCCAAAAUAUUACCAUCAAAACUUUAAUAUAAUCCCUAUGCUGUUACAUUGACUGAAUGUUCAAAAGUCUCAUUUAAACUGCCAGAAACCCUUUAGACUCAAUUAAGCUGCCAUUUUGUGUAAUAUUAUAAGCCAUAAAUUAAAUUUAAGCUUCCGUUGUAUCUAAUAUUUUCUACCCACUAGCUUGUAGAACUAUACCAAACUAAAACUUAAAAAUAUUUAAAACAUAUAACCUUUAAACUGAAAACCUUAACUUCUUAAAAUGUCCCUGCUAUGCUUUCUCAAGCCAUCAUCAAAGUUGGUCUACAAACUUUUAUUUAUUUUAUUAUUUAGAUCCACACGAAGAGGAAAAAUAGUGCCACAAUACCGAGAUUACACUAUUAGGCACAAUACUGAAAUAUCACCCUCAACAGCAUCUCAACUAAUUCAAAUUCAAACUAAUUUACUCUAAUUCAGUUAAGUCAUUUAAAAAAUGCAUGUCAAAAUAUAGAUCUUAUUUUCAUUUAUUUUUUUAUUAUGUAAACGUUGCUUGAGAAAUACAAACAGUUAAUAAGCUAUAAAAUAAGAAACAAAGAAAUGUGUUGGCAGCAAUACAAUAGAGUGCUUUGAUUUUCAUUAUAUAGAGGUAAUGAAGUAAUGUCCACAGAUCUUCACAGAGUGACUGUCAGUCAAACACUCGGCCGGGUACUGAAUUGAGUCUGUGCUCAUACUAGUAAUAAAACUAUAUUGUCAAUUGACAACAAUAUAUAACACAACGCAUAAUAUUAGUCAGUUUUCAACAUUGCUGUUUCACGAUCUCAGUAGAGAGCAUGAGCGUGCUAAACCUCUCAAAAAGCUGAUUUUAUUAAAGGGAAACAUGACAUCUAGAACAACAGCAUCUCUAGAGAAAUAGAGAUGUGAUUUUCUGCUUUGGACACUAGAGAGCGAUGAUGUGCUUGUUACAUUUGCUAAAAUAUCCAGCAGGGCUUUUUGUGUGUGAUACUGUAAAUGCAAUGAUAAAUAUAAAAUAAAAAAUAAAAGAGGAAGAGUAAAUGACAGGCAAAGAAUCACAGUGAAGGGUGUUAGACACUGUUAGACUUUUCCAGGUUUUUUUUUUAUUGUAACUGAAAUAUAAAUUAAAUUUCAUAAUUUUGAAAUAUAAUUAAUUUGCAUUUUUAUCCUACAUUACUACUACUGACAUUCCAAUCAGUUAGACAAAAUGAUUACACAAAACCAUUUUUGUAUUUAAAACAUUUGGUACCGCUCCCUUUUACAGUACAGUAUUUACAGUGUACUUACCUAGAAAGUAC